Oncorhynchus keta (chum salmon) is the source of this 4743-nucleotide messenger RNA. Its product is annotated as neuropeptide Y receptor type 1-like. The record is from RefSeq and is a predicted model, not a curated record. Gene Ontology annotation, cellular component: plasma membrane; neuron projection. Gene Ontology annotation, biological process: G protein-coupled receptor signaling pathway. The coding region runs from base 875 to 1987 and encodes 370 amino acids. Gene Ontology annotation, molecular function: neuropeptide Y receptor activity; neuropeptide binding. The transcript is spliced from 2 exons. NCBI's taxonomy places the organism in Eukaryota, Metazoa, Chordata, Actinopteri, Salmoniformes, Salmonidae.
GUCUCGUUCGGUUCUCCUUGCAGAGAUCAGCUCCGGAGUGGCCCCGCGGUCAAUGUCUCUGUAUCACAACCGGCCGAGAUUGGGAGUCCCAUACUGUAGUGCGGCGCACAAUUGGCCCAGCGUCAUCCAGUUUAGGAUUUAGCCAGGGUAGGCGGUCAUUGUAAAUACGAAUGUGUUCUUAACUGGUAUCCCUAGUUCAAUAAAAACACGGCAGGUGUAUAAAUACAACCAAUUAGCAAGUCGUACAUUUCCGAGUUCUGACUAGCACGUGAAACUAGCAAUAGUUUCACUUCUACUAGAAGUACUGUUGAGCAAUCAUCGAGAGGGAAGCAUGCUCCAGGCUUUAUGCUUGUGGGACAUUUUCGAUUGUAGUUAAUCAAGCUGCCUCAUUCAACGAUUUAGCAAAUCAAAAAAGUCUGAGUUUUCUAGUUCCGACUACUAUUUGAACGCAGCAAUAGACUUCGGCUGCUGAACUUUGACUGGCUUCAAGAAGAAAACGAACAAAAACGUCACAAAAUGUUGUUAUAUGCAUGAACUGUUUCGAGAGGGAAGCAUGCUACAGGUUUUAUGCUUGAUGACGACAAGCCACAUCCUACCUUCCUGUGCAUGCUUGAUAAAAUCUCUUCUGUGGAGAUUUGGUUCCAAAUAUUGAUUCCUCCAGCAGACCUGACCUUUAGUGUGAAGUUCGGAAAAGGACAGCAAACAAAGACUGCAAUCAAUGUUCCAGCCUUUAAGAAUACUGGUAUGAUGAAAACCCCGGCAAACUCAAACAUACAAUAAAGACACAUUAGAUAGUAUAUCAUAUUGAAGUGGAGGGAAACACCAUACUAAUACUUCUGGAUCCCAGUCUACAAAAUAAGUUCUGACUUCUAUCAUGGAGGUGUCCCAUAUGAACAAUAGUAGUCAUCACACCUGGUGGAAAGAGAUGCCAUGGGGCGACACAGACGAGUGCCCCACCUCCAUGAGUGGCACAACAUUCCUGAUAGUUGCCUACAGCGCACUGAUUGGGGUGGGCCUUAUCGGUAACAUCUGCCUGGUGUUUGUCAUCACACGGCAGAAGGAGAUGAGGAAUGUCACCAACAUAUUCAUCGCCAACCUGUCAAUUUCUGACAUCCUCAUGUGCAUCGUGUGCCUGCCGGUCACCAUCAUCUACACCCUAAUGGAUCGCUGGAUCUUGGGGGAGGCACUCUGUAAGGUCACACCCUUUGUCCAGUGCAUCUCUGUCACAGUCUCUGUCUUCUCCCUGGUCCUCAUAGCCAUGGAGCGCCACCAACUCAUCAUCCACCCCACUGGAUGGAAGCCUGUUGUGGGCCACUCCUACCUGGCUGUAGCCAUCACUUGGAUGGUGGCCUGCUUCAUCUCUCUGCCUUUCUUCUCCUUCAACGUUCUCACCAACAGUCCUUUCCAGAACAUUAGCCUCCCCUUCAAUCCCUUCACUGACCACUUCAUCUGUAUGGAGCGGUGGCCCUCAGAGCACAAACGACUGGCCUACACCACCUGCCUGCUGCUCUUCCAGUACUUCCUUCCCCUCAUCCUCAUCCUGGUCUGCUACUUGCGCAUCUUCCUGCGUCUCAGACAGAGAAAAUACAUGGUGGAGCGAACCAGGGACAACCGCCAGAAGAAGGCCAGGGGGUCAAAGAGGAUCAAUGCCAUGUUGGCCUCCAUCGUGGCAGUGUUUGCCCUCUGCUGGCUCCCGCUCAACAUCUUCAACACCGUGUUUGACUGGAAUCACCAGGCCAUCCCAUCCUGCCAGCAUGACAUCAUCUUCUCUGCCUGCCACCUCACAGCCAUGGCCUCUACUUGUGUCAACCCCAUCAUCUAUGGCUUUCUCAACAGUAACUUCCAGAAAGAGCUCAAAUCUACCCUAUACCGCUGCCGCUGCUGGGGGGCACCAGAGAGUUAUGAGAGCUUCCCUCUCUCUAUUGUCAGCACAGAAGUCACUAAGGGGUCGAUCUUGAGCAAAGGAUCGAUCAGCAUGAAUGUAUAGUCCCAACCCAUUCAGAUAGGGAGAGCGAAAGUAUAGAACUUGUCAUUGUCUUGACCAUGCAUUGAAGGUUGUCUUGCUGAGAUUUUUGCUGGAGCAAGGGUUGACAGGGGUUGUUCAAAUGAUUCACAUGUCAAUGUUUUUUGUUUCUUAGCAAUCAAUGGUUGACUUCUUCAGUGGGAAUGGAGAGAAACGUGAAAGUAAGAACACUGCCCCAACAGUCAUUUUACAGUGUUGUCAAUUAGGUAUGUGUUUUUACACCUUAGAGGAAGUCUGAUUUUAUGACGGUGCAAAGGUCUUCUUCACUGCAAGCACUGGAGUAAAAGGUGUGCUUAACACCAACAUAAUAUUGCAAUGUAUUAUUUGGGUCUCUACAGAGCAGUAAUAUUCAAAGUUGGGGUGGGGUCGCGGGAUUUAAAAAAAAAAUGCAACAAAUGUACAAUUAAUUUAUAGGACAAAAUGUAUGCAUGCAUGAAUGUAAGUCGCUUUGGAUAAAAGCACCUGCUAAAUGGAAUAUAUAUAUAUAUAUAUAUAAAAACAUUUUUUGAGAAAGAUGAUUUGAAAAAUCAUAUUGAAUUGAGUUAAUGUAUUUAUUGAUUCUCUUAAUUUUGAUAAGAGAGAUGGAAGUUAAUUGAAAGUUAUUUGUUGAUGUGAAAAUAGAAAUUUACCUAUUUUUAUUUAAAAAAUAUAUAUUUUUAUUUUUUUAAACAUUUUAAGGCUGUAAUUAGAUUUGAGGUGUGGGGUCGCAGAAAUUCUGGCCAAAAAAAAGUGUUCCUGCUUGAAAGGUUUGAGUACCACAGCUAUAGAGUGUAGCCAAAUGUGUUGUCAUGAUAGUCAAACUUGCAUGGCAGCACAAAAGUCUUUAAAAUUGACUAUAAUUGAAGGACUUUUAAAUUGACCUUCAACUCCUCUUGGGUUCCACUCACAAAGUCAUGUUUGAAUAAUGUGAGAUUUUCAGAUGGUCCUUUUAUCACAUUUUACUCCUGUUAAUCCUGGAUCAUGGAUGGCUACUGCUAUAAUUGUGUUUUUAUAGAAUUCGCUAUCCUUUCAACCCUCCUUUGUGCAAUUCCUUCCCUCAUGCAGAGACUCAUGGUAUAUGCAUGUUAAGGGAUGCCAAGUGCUAACCACUUCCAAUGGUUCAUUCAUGAUAUUGAUGUGGGUUUAAAGGGAUAGUUCUCCAAAAGCACGUGUUAAUGAUUUCCUUCAUAGAUAGGAAUCAUGUGAUCUUUACACCGGCAAAUGACUUGGCUAAGAUCACGCCAUGUCAAUAAAAUCCUCAUAACUGGUUUGUUUGUAAACAGACCCAUGACAGAAUAACGUUAUGGAAUUUGUAUUGAAACAAAACUUUGACAUGGACUGACAUUGAAAACUAGUGAUUUAAGGCACAGUACCUGUCACAGACAUGUUUUGUACCCACCAAUGUUUACUGCCAAAUAUAUUACUGUGCUAGUGGCUGACUUUGAUAAUAAAAUGUGCCAUGCAGCAACUAUACAUCUAGGGCCAUAUAACAAAAGAAAAGGGGCAGUAAAUGAAUACACUCUGUACUCUGACAGCAGCACAUGGAAUAAUAUCCUACUGUAUAUCCUUGCUCUCUCACUGAGGUCCACUGAGUCUUUGUAUGUACAGUAAUAGAUCUGGUGUGUAGUUUAGCCCUGUGUGGUGUGUAUGGUACCCGAUAUGCCUCUUGUAUUGCAAUGUGGGAUAAUUGGUUUAUGAAUGAUUUAUUACCAUUUAUAUCUGUUUACCCUCUAAUCUACUCUUGUAAACACAUUUUCAGCCAUUCCAUUUGGCAGUUACAAGAAUGAAUAUCCAAUAUGACCAAACUGUAACUCAUUCAUGAAUGUGUGCAAUAUUUCCUUUUGCGGGUAAAAUAAAGUUCAGUAUGCCAUAUACAGUAAGUAUUUGCAAAUAUCAUGCCAUGUUUUCUCUAAACAUUUGUAAGCUGGCUGCAUUUUCUUAAAAUAUAUAAUUCUCAGAACAUUUCUAGGAUGUUUUAAUAAUUUGAGGUCAUAUAUUUGGAUAAUUCAAAUUGUCAGAUACAUAUAUUUAAAUGUGUGGCUCUGCUUAAUUUUUAUCCAAUGUCUGAACGUUCUCUGUUUACUGGGUAGUUAGCGAUGAGCUUUUAUAAGCCAGAUAAUGUUUUGUACAUUCUAUGUACUCCUUUCUGCAGGGUUAAUCUUUAUCAACAAAGUUAGAAUGCCAAAAGAUGUUACAGUAGCUUUACAGAAGAUAAAUAAAAAAGUUGUAUUUUAUUGCAUUUCAUGUUUUUCUUUCUUCUUUUCUGUAGGUGCCCUUAGAUAUAUCAAAGCAAUGUCUGUCAGCAUUUUCUCCUUUUCCCCAAUCUAUUUCAUUAUGAUUUAGAGUGAAUCUUUCACAAAAUAAUACAUUUGAUUUUGUGGUGCACUCACAUUUUCUACUACCUUAAAUUGCAGCCCUGGUUUUACAGCAGUCUAGUAAAUGCUAUCCACACCCCAAAGGGAAAGUGUUUAUGUUCUUAAACAUGAGCAGACAAUGUUGAAGUAAGACUGUGACCCAUACCUGUAAAUCAAUAUCACUACCAAUGGGAAAUGGUUGAGAUCUGUAUGUGAAAAUAUUUAUAUUAAAGGUUGACUCUAAUGAAACUGAAAGAUCCACCCAAACAUAUUGUUUUCAUUUUUUGCAGGGUGCUAUAGAUAAGUGUCUUCCAAAUAGAUGAAAAUAAACAUGUAUAGUGUGUUAAUGACCAUUUGUAGCCAAGCAGUAAAACUGUCACAACUGUA